ACGAGAUGAAAGCAUGGGCAGCGUGGUUGUCUUACUCUCUCUGUGCUUCACAGUGGUCCUAUGUUACAAUGAGGAGGAGAGGCUACUCGACGAUCUGAUGAAGAAUUACAACAAGGACUUACGACCCGCAAGAAAGGAUGGAGACAUUAUCAGUGUCAGCCUGAAAUUAACCCUUACAAAUCUUAUCUCACUGAAUGAACGAAAAGAAGCCUUGACCACCAAUGUCUGGGUUGAAAUGCAAUGGACAGAUUAUCGUCUGAGCUGGAACCCUGCUGCAUAUGGUGGCAUUGAAGUCAUACGUAUACCGUCCACCAUGGUUUGGCUUCCAGAUAUUGGCCUGGAAAACAAUGUGGAUGGCAUCUUUCACAUUGCUUUGUAUGCCAACACCUUGGUUUCUUCUGAUGGUUCCAUCUACUGGCUGCCUCCUGCCAUCUAUCAAAGCUAUUGCCCCGUUGUUGUCACAUAUUUCCCCUUUGAUUGGCAGAACUGCUCCAUGGUGUUUCAGUCCCAGACAUACAGCGCCAAUGAGAUCGAAUUGCUCCUAACAGAGAAAGAGGGGGAGACAAUAGAAUGGAUUGAAAUAGACCCAGAAGCAUUCACAGAAAACGGUGAAUGGGCAAUAAAACACAUGCCCGCCAAGAAGGUCAUAGACCAUCGGUAUACUCCAGAUGACAUCAAUCACCAGGCGAUCGUCUUCUAUCUCAUCAUUCAGAGGAAGCCUCUCUUCUACAUCAUCAACAUCAUUGUCCCCUGUGUUCUCAUUUCAUUCGUUAGUGUCCUGGUUUAUUUUCUCCCUGCAAAAGCGGGAGGUCAGAAAUGUACAGUAUCCAUCAACAUCCUGCUGGCACAAACUAUAUUUCUCUUCCUAAUAGCCAAAAAAAUUCCAGAAACGUCCACAGCUGUGCCACUCAUAGUAAAGUAUUUAACAUUUCUUAUAGUGGUCACAAUCACUAUCGUCGUUAAUGCUGUUGUUGUUUUAAACGUUUCUCUCCGCACUCCAAAUACUCACAGCAUGUCCAGCAGUGUAAGAGAGCUCUUCUUGAAAAAGCUGCCACGGCUUCUUAAAAUGCACCUCCGCCAAAGUGAUAUGGCCCCUGAACCAGCUCCGCUCACACGUCGCAGCAGUUCACUUGGGCUGAUAAUAAAGGCUGAUGAAUACAUGAUGAGGAAGCCACGGAGUGAACUUAUGUUUGAGAAGCAGAAACUGAGAGAUGGGCUUAUGAAGGUCGUGUUUGAAAAAAUCGGUACGUUUCUUUCUCUCUCUGAAUUCUGUCACAGUCUGAGGCAAGCUGCUCCAGAGAUCCGAGACAUAGUGGAAGCUUGUAACCACAUCACAAGGGCCACCAGAGAAAAGAAUGAGUUUAAAAGUGCCAACGAAGAGUGGAUUUUAAUUGGUCGUGUAAUAGACAGAGUCUGUUUCUUAAUCAUGUUCUCACUGUUCAUCCUUGGGUCCAUCGGAACCUUCUUUGCUGGUCACUACAAUCAAGCACCGACACAGCCCUUCCCUGGAGACCCCAAACUCUAUCUGCCACAGUCUCAAGGUUCUACCUGAAAAUAUUACUGCAUCAUUGGGUGAUAUCUGCUCACGAGCCUAGAUAUGAGUCUACCUCAUGGACGACCAAUUAUGUACUCAGUAGAGACUGUGAUCUUUUAGACCUAUUGAUAGAUA
Molecule: messenger RNA, 1669 nt
Organism: Bufo bufo (common toad)
Lineage: Eukaryota; Metazoa; Chordata; Amphibia; Anura; Bufonidae
Gene: CHRNG
Product: cholinergic receptor nicotinic gamma subunit
Exons: 12
Coding region: 14-1552 (512 amino acids)
Biological process (GO): signal transduction; monoatomic ion transmembrane transport; regulation of membrane potential
Cellular component (GO): synapse; postsynaptic membrane; neuron projection
Molecular function (GO): acetylcholine-gated monoatomic cation-selective channel activity; transmembrane signaling receptor activity
Source: RefSeq, a predicted model, not a curated record